AUGGAUUCCAAGGACGUCAGAAGCGAGCAGGGUGCCAAGGUGACUGGCUCAAGUUUCGCCUCCUUUGGGCAGACGAUUCCUGAGGAUGUUCCAUCGGGAGACUCCGGAGAGUCCGUCAUCCUCCUCACCCAGGAGACCCAGGGCGGUCUAUCACUUGUCAGGUCUGCCAUUGGGCCCGAGGGCCAGGUCAUCGUCAUCAAGCCCAAGACUGUAAGUUUCUACACCACGGUUCACGCAGUAAACAUCCCGGAACUAACCCCAAACAAGGAUGAGCCCCAGGCCAGCUAUGCCCCAGCACCCGGAAACACGCGCUACGUCGAGUCCAAUCUCCAAGCGGUUGCGCUUAGCGACAAGUUUGCCGAUUGUAUCGUGAGCAGCCGCUUGACGGAGCUCGUCAACCCCAGCGAGGUGCAGAUUGUCGUCGACGAAAUCUACCGCCUCCUUAAGCCCGGCGGCCGCCUCGCCUUGAGCGACCUAUUCCUUCGCAAGUCGCUGGAGGAAGUGGCGCAAGGUGCGCUACCGAAACGUGAGGAGGCGUUGGAAAGGGCGACUCUUGUGGAUCAUUUUGAAUCCUAUCUUCGAAUUGUUGGGUUCGAAAACAUCUCCAUCGUCGACAAAAAGUCGGAUAUCAACACCAUUCUUGAGCAGGAGGCUGGUGAUGGCGAAGCCGAGACCCAGCCCCAGGACGAUGGGGAUGGCGCCCCGUAUCGUCGCAGGCUCGGGCGGUUCACACGGUCGCUCGUUGGCCAAAGCGACUCGGCUGACAAGCGUGAUGACGGAGAUUACGAUUGGAAUGAAUGGGCUGGCUAUUUCCACGUCUUUGCAAAGAAGCCCGAGGUCUAA
Parascedosporium putredinis is the source of this 843-nucleotide messenger RNA. The record is from the annotation of a GenBank genome assembly. Lineage: Eukaryota; Fungi; Ascomycota; Sordariomycetes; Microascales; Microascaceae.